AGAGAGAGAGAGAGAGAGAGGGGAAGAGCUUUCGGUAUUUCGUAGUUCAGUCCUUGUUCGCAUUACAGUUGGUUCGGUCCCGGCCCAAUCAAAGGGGAUCCGCAAAAAAUUACCCCUCCCCUCCCUCUCCAUCUCGAUCCGUGCGAAAUCAAAACGCAGUUUUAAUUUACUCUCUAGAAAGUUUCGUCACAGUAACGGAGGCUCAAAUCGAAAUCAAUACAUCAAAUCUAGGGUUUCACUUUCAGCAACUCCCUCGAAUCAUCGCAGACAAAAGCCAUUAACGCCAUUAAUGCUGGUCCCUCGAAGCUUUUUUUUAUUUAUUAACCAGACCCGACUAAACCUAGGGUUUCUGCUUCUCGGCCUCAUCUUAUGAGAGCAAUAAUGGCGGUUCUUGACCCUAAAAAGGCGAUCUACUCGGUAUCGAUCCCUAAAUCGCUGCUGCUGGGAUCGGUGCUGUUUGCUCUCGGUUUGAUUUCUUUGUUUACGGGUCACAUUGCGUCUGAUAUCGAGUGGGCGCAGCUUAGACGACGGUGGCAGCCGAGGAAUCGGGUAGUCUAUCGAGAACCGGUUGAUAUAUGGAAAUCGGAAGUUUCAAAUCUCUACUAUGGUUGUAGUGAUAGAGGCCCCAACUUCGGAACUGGUGCGCGUGAAAGCAGAUCUAACGGCUACUUACUGAUCGCAGCAAGCGGAGGACUGAACCAACAGAGAACAGGGAUUACAGAUGCUGUUGUUGUUGCUCGGAUUUUAAAUGCCACUCUUGUAAUCCCUGAGCUGGAUCAUGAUUCUUUCUGGAAAGAUAAAAGUGAAUUCGCCGACAUUUUUGAUGUGAACUGGUUUAUUUCGUCCCUUUCAAAAGAUGUAACUGUUGUUAAGAGGAUCCCAGAUAAAGUGAUGAGAUCAAUGGAGAAACCUCCAUACACUAUGCGGGUACCACGGAAAUCAACUCCAGAAUAUUAUCAUGAUUUUGCACUGCCGAUACUCCUGCGUAGACGUGCUUUGCAAUUGACAAAGUUCGAUUAUAGGCUUGCAAACACACUUGAUGAAGAGCUGCAGAAGUUACGAUGUCGUGUGAAUUAUCAUGCCUUAAGAUUUACGAAGCCUAUACAAUCACUUGGCCAAAAAUUGGUGAAGAAGAUGCGAAAGAUGAGUUCUCGCUUUAUAGCAAUUCACUUGAGGUUUGAACCUGACAUGCUGGCAUUUUCUGGCUGUUAUUAUGGUGGUGGUGAGAAAGAGCGUAAGGAACUGGGUGACAUUAGGAAGCGCUGGGCAACGUUACCUGAUUUGAGCGCGGAAGAUGAGCGUAGUCGAGGAAAAUGUCCAUUGACUCCAUUUGAAGUUGGUUUGAUGUUAAGAGCUCUUGGUUUUGGAAAUGAUACAUAUGUUUAUGUUGCAGCUGGAGAAAUAUAUGGUGGAGAAGAGACUUUAAAACCUCUUAGAGACCUCUUUCCACACUUAUACACCAAAGAAAUGCUUGCUGGAGAGAAUUUGACACCUUUUCUCUCCUACUCUUCUAGACUUGCUGCCAUUGACUAUAUUGUUUGUGAUGAAAGCGAUGUAUUUGCUACUAAUAACAAUGGGAACAUGGCCAAGAUUCUUGCUGGGCGGAGGAGGUACAUGGGGCACAAAAGGACAAUACGGCCAAACGCAAAAAAACUUAGCUCAUUAUUCAAGGCAAGAAACGUUACAGACUGGGGAACAUUUUCGAGGAAGGUGAAGGCAUGCCAGAGAGGUUUCAUGGGAGAACCCGAUGAAAUGAGACCAGGCCGUGGUGAAUUUCACGAGUUUCCAUAUUCUUGUGUAUGCCAAAAGCCAGCAGAACCAAAAGGUUUGGGUGAAGUCGGCAAUAAUGAUCAAAAAAGAUUGCACAGGCUAACAGAAUAGAAACUGAUCAAGGAUACUAAGCAAGCAUAUUGUUCUCCAUUCAAGUUCAAAUGGAGUGGAGAAGCAUUAAUUGGUUUUCUCCAAUCAAGCCAAUGAUGACAGUGUCAAGUUCACAAUGAAGCCAAAAUUUGCCUGUGAUUUUGAUGGCUGAAGUUGAUUGUGACAACUUAGCUCGACUAGGUUGGUCUUGGUUUUGAUGGCUCAUAAUUUUGCCUGUGCGUGCUGAUGUAGAAUUAAUGAAGGCGGUCUGGGUGGAACUUGGGUGAAAUGUGUUGCGCAUGUUCUGGUUGAAGUAAUGUAAUCUUAAGACGCUACGUUCUGAUUUGUUGCAGGUGAUUACUAAUCUUUGCCUGAUGGAGAGCCUCAAAGGAGGUUAGUUUGUUACCAGGCGUGUACAUCUUUAAGUAUGAUUAUCGUAUGUUUUGUUUCCCCGAUUUCAUCUCUGUGCAGAACUUUUGGCCAUUUCUCAAAUCUUUAAUAUUGUAUCUUUUCUA
Messenger RNA from Asparagus officinalis (garden asparagus), 2375 nucleotides. RefSeq lists its product as uncharacterized. The transcript has 9 exons. The coding region runs from base 370 to 1881 and encodes 503 amino acids. Lineage: Eukaryota; Viridiplantae; Streptophyta; Magnoliopsida; Asparagales; Asparagaceae. The record is from RefSeq and is a predicted model, not a curated record.